AUGAAGGUCGCUAAAGCUUCGCUCCUCGCUAUCUUGGCACACUCGGCCAGUGCCCGCUUUAUCACCAAGGAUGAGAUCAACCACGUCCAGCUGUAUCCCGCUGGGUCUGAGCCUGAGAAGUACCUGAUUGAGCUCGCCCCUGGCGACACUCGUUGGGUCACCGAGGAGGAGAAGUGGGAGCUUCGCCGGAAUGGCAAUCGCUUCUUCGAUAUCACCGACCACAAGGAUUUCGGCACCGCCCGUCUUCACACCGCGGCCAAGGCCAAGAGCGUCUUCCCUGAGAAGUGCCAUCUUCAGGACAAGGUCAAGCCUCUAAUCAAGGAUCUAGACAAGUCCGAGAUCCAAAAGAACCUCGAGAAGUUCACAAGUUUCCACACCCGCUACUACAAGUCCGACUAUGGCCGCCAGUCGUCAGAGUGGCUGCUUUCCAAGAUUAACUCUAUAAUCAAGGAUGCGGGUGCUGAUAAACAUGUCUUUGCUGAGGCAUUCCCUCACACAUGGCAGCAAAGCUCCAUUAUUGUCACUAUUCCCGGCAAAUCCAACCGCACCGUCAUCAUUGGUGCCCAUCAAGAUUCCAUCAACUUGUGGCUGCCCUCUAUCCUCGCCGCUCCCGGCGCUGACGACGAUGGCAGUGGCUCUAUGACCAUCCUCGAGGUUCUGCGCACCUUGCUUAAGUCCAAAGACGUCGUUGAGGGGAAAGCCGACAACACUAUCGAGUUCCACUGGUACAGCGCUGAGGAGGGUGGCCUCCUUGGUAGCCAGGCCAUCUUUAAAUCAUACGAGCAGGAGAAACGCGAUGUUAAGGCCAUGCUCCAGCAGGAUAUGACUGGUUUCGUGCAAAGGACGCUCGACGCCGGCCAGCCUGAGAGCGUCGGCGUCAUCACCGAUUUUGUCGACGCUGGACUGACUGACUUCAUCAAGAAGGUCAUCGUCGAGUACUGCAAGAUUCCUUACAUUGAAACAAAGUGUGGCUACGCCUGCUCUGACCAUGCCUCUGCCAGCAAGGCAGGUUACCCCUCUGCCUUCGUUAUCGAGUCGGCCUUCGAGUACUCGGACAAUCACAUUCACAGUGUUGAUGAUCUUAUCAAGUACCUAUCCUUUGACCACAUGCUUGAGCAUGCCAAGAUGACUCUUGGCCUUGUAUAUGAGCUCGGCUUUACCAACUUCCCAGCCCUUGAGAAGAAGGGCGAAACCUUCUCGGAGGAGUUGUAG
Colletotrichum truncatum is the source of this 1212-nucleotide messenger RNA. Its product is annotated as peptidase family M28. Gene Ontology annotation, biological process: proteolysis. Gene Ontology annotation, molecular function: metalloexopeptidase activity. The record is from RefSeq and is a predicted model, not a curated record. Lineage: Eukaryota; Fungi; Ascomycota; Sordariomycetes; Glomerellales; Glomerellaceae.